AUGUCUGCGGACAAGAUAUCUGCCCAUCCACAAUAUAUUCCUGCCCUUCCAACAAUGUCUCAGGAAAGGUUCGAGAUUUCCGCCCAAACCAGCAAAAUCCCCGAAUUCACAUCCCUACACGGUCCUAAUAAUCAUGCUCACUCUCCCGAGAUUCAUCAUCGCUUUCCAGGCACCAACCACUCGAUGAACUCGCUCCCGACCAUAACUACUCAAGGCUGCCCCCAUGAGCACAAUGUCCAUCCAAUAAGCUCCCAGGUCACCUCCAUCGGCCGCAUGGGCAUGGUGGGUGAGCAAUUCGGCGCAUACGGCCCUCUUGCCUCCAUCCACGUUCACCAGCGUUCGACAAGCCUGGUGAUCCCGACCAACAGCAUCCGCCGCAAGAGGAACAAUGGGGACCUCAAAGAGACAUUCCGCAUCCCCUUCAUGUUCGUGGAGGGCAGUGGCGGUGGCAGCUUACGAGAUAUUCCGGAUCGACCAGCGACCCCCGAACCACGAAGAGCUCGCUCCUUCCUGCUGAAGAGGACUGAGAGCGUCGUUUUCAGUGAGGCCAAAGGAGCUUCAUGGAGUGAUGCGCAGGCCCGUCUCUAUCCGUGGGCUGCUGAGAGUCCUACUACUCCAAAGACCCCCGAGAUGCGCCGUGCGACCAGUACUGCGAGUAUGGAUCCGUUGGAGUUCAUCAAGUGGACGGACGAGCGUAAAGAGGGAACCAAAAGGGUGAGGGCCAAACAGAUUGCGGAGCAUAAAGCGGAAAUGCGUGCUGCGGGUAUCGUGUUUGAGGAUCCAGCUUUAUGUGAGGACGAGGAGAUCCUCUCGCCGUCAAAGAGGGUGAGGCUCUCGAUCGACAACCAGGCGAUGAGCAAUGACGUCGACAUCGUUGACGAGCCAAUGGAAGACGACGACGACGACGAUAACCUCGACGACUACAAUCUAGAGCUUCAAUGCAGCAGCUCCGACUCGGAUGUCGACUUGCCCGACCCAUGUUCCUAUCAGUGGGCAAAGGCCACAGAUGCUGAUGGCGCGGAAGAAUCUCUUGGGCUAGUUAAUUACGAAGGAGAUGAUGAAGAGGAUGAGCUCAUCGAAGAGGAGGAGGAAAACAGUAGUGAGGAGGAGGGUCUAAACGUUGCCGCCGGAUUGAAUGUGUCGGGAGGUAGCGAAAGCUUCAAUGCCGAUGUCAAGGCCAUCGACGAUGGAAGCAACGCCUUGGCUGCUCUCACCUUGACUGACCCUUUGACUUUGGAUCCACGCUCAAUUAACAAUAACGUCUUCAGUGCUGCCAAUGACGCAUGGUUGCUAAAGAUGGUGCCGUUAUUUCAAGAAAAGCAUGAAGGCAUGGAGGCAUGGGUCGAGAUCCAAAAGGAGUUCUUCAUGGUGUCCUACAGCGUGGUGACUAUUCCCUGUCUCCAAGGACGCUAUGUUCUACUCCAAAAUGGAUCUCCUUUGAUACAGAGGAGCCGGGCGCAGCAAGAGUAA
Morchella sextelata is the source of this 1470-nucleotide messenger RNA. RefSeq lists its product as uncharacterized. The transcript has a single exon. Bases 1 to 1470 code for a protein of 489 amino acids. Lineage: Eukaryota; Fungi; Ascomycota; Pezizomycetes; Pezizales; Morchellaceae. The record is from RefSeq and is a predicted model, not a curated record.